CAAAUUCCGUAACACACCAGAUCCUUCUCAACUCUCUCUCUCUCUCUCUCUCUCUCUCUCUGUGACACAGACACUCUGAAACUCUCGCAAAAGCUCUCUCAGUGUUUCGUUAUGGCGCGGAGCUGGAGAUCCAAUCUGGUGGUUCUCGUGCUUUUCCUACAGUUGUGCUUUUCGCUCAUCUCUUCGUCGCUCGCAAUUUCUCCCGGCUCUGCCGAUGGAUACACCAUUCAUGGCCGAGUAAAGAUCCCACCCAGUCUCGGGGUGAAAGGGUUUGCACCUUACGGAAAGAUAUCAAAUAUCAAAGUCAUACUAAAUGGUGGUCAAAGUGUUACCUUUCUGAGGCCUGAUGGAUUUUUUUCAUUCCAUAAUGUGCCUGCGGGGACUCAUUUGAUCGAAGUGUCUGCGAUAGGCUAUUUCUUUUCUCCGGUCCGAGUUGAUGUUAGUGCUAGAAACCCAGGCAAGGUUCAGGCAGCACUGACUGAGAAUAGGAGGCCACUGAAUGAGUUUGUUUUGGAGCCAUUGAGAGAGGAACAGUAUUAUGAGAUAAGAGAACCCUUCUCCAUAAUGGCUCUUGUAAAGAGCCCCAUGGGACUGAUGGUUGGAUUUAUGCUAAUUGUCGUGUUUCUUAUGCCGAAAUUAGUGGAGAACAUGGAUCCUGAAGAAAUGAGGCGAACACAAGAAGAAAUGAGAAACCAAGGGGUUCCAUCGCUGGCAAGUUUGUUACCUGGUGCCGCGAGGAGUUAGAGAAAGAUGGAGAAGUAGGAACCCUCUCUGCAAUGGAGGACUUAUAUUUUCCUGUUCAGAAGCUAGGGAGACUGUAUCUUUAUGGUUACGAAAGAAAUUCCAAGAAAUAUUACGAAUUGGUCUGCCUUUUUUUUUCUCUUUCGGCUAUGAUCGUGAUGUUUCUGUAUUUGAUGCUUUAGCGUCGUCUUUGAUUCUAUAAACGUUUUGACGAUUUAGUCUUGUGCUGCGGACAAACCAGCCGGUUGUAGUUAACAGUGUUAUUAAUUUUUGCUUACUCCACUUGCAAGUCAAUGAGAAUAAUGUUUGGCAGA
This is a messenger RNA of Pyrus x bretschneideri (Chinese white pear), 1055 nucleotides long. Its product is annotated as ER membrane protein complex subunit 7 homolog. Gene Ontology annotation, molecular function: carbohydrate binding. The record is from RefSeq and is a predicted model, not a curated record. The transcript has 7 exons. Gene Ontology annotation, cellular component: EMC complex. NCBI's taxonomy places the organism in Eukaryota, Viridiplantae, Streptophyta, Magnoliopsida, Rosales, Rosaceae. Bases 112 to 744 code for a protein of 210 amino acids.